AUGACUUCACCCUUUGUCGCCGUCGCCGGUGCUGCCGGUGGUUUAGGCCAGCUUGUCACAAUGGCACUGAUCAAAAGAGGCGUGGCUGUGAAGGCUCUCGUCCGGCCCAACACCGAUCCCUCUCGCACCCAAAAGCUCCGCGACGCUGGCGUAACUAUCGCUACAGUGGAUCUAUCCGCGGUCCCAGCUCUCACUCGCGAACUCGAUGGAGCGAUGUGUGUCGUGUCUACACUCCAGGGGUUGAAGGAUGUCAUGCACGGCGUUCAGAGCAAACUUCUAGAGGCCUCUGUAGCCGCCAAGGUGCCUAGAUUCAUCCCUUCAGACUUCUCCUUGGACUUCACCAAGACAAAACCUGGAUCCAACCGCAACCUUGAUCUGCGUCGCGAGUUCCAUGCCCAGUUGAGGAAGUCAGGUAUCGAAUGGACAAGUAUCCUCAACGGCGGCUUCAUGGAUCUCAUGGUCGGCAACUCGCCAAUGAUAAAUCACAAGAGCCGCAAGGUCGCCUAUAUCGGGAAAACCACACAAUUACUCGAUUUCACCACCAUGGUGGACACGGCUGCGUACACGGCUGCUGUGGCUGCAGACCCCAACCACACGCCUAAUUUCCUCCGCAUUGCUAGUGAUACCGUCACUGUGAAGGAUAUCGCCCAGGCACAGAGCAACGUCGAAGGUGUGCCAUACAAGCCCGGGUGGAUGGGCACUGUGGGAUUCAUGGAGUUCAUGAUCCGGGUUAUGCGUCUGUUUGGGGGUGAGAAUGAUGUGUUCCCUGCUUGGCAGGGCAUGCAGUACAUGGCGAACAUGUUUUCUGGGGCCGGAAAACUCGACCCGCUCGAUAAUGACCGAUAUCCCGACGUGACUUGGACUAAGGUCGAGGAUUUCUUCCGAGAGCACAAGAGCAAGGCAUGA
Messenger RNA from Penicillium expansum, 906 nucleotides. RefSeq lists its product as uncharacterized. The record is from RefSeq and is a predicted model, not a curated record. Bases 1 to 906 code for a protein of 301 amino acids. The transcript has a single exon. Lineage: Eukaryota; Fungi; Ascomycota; Eurotiomycetes; Eurotiales; Aspergillaceae.